AUGACCACAAAGUCCCUCCCAGACGGGAGUCCCGUCCUUGCUGCUUCACCAGGUCAAGGUAUCGAUCAUGAACGUACUCGAAACGGCCUGGAAAGAGUCUUGACCAGAACAUCCUACAAUCCAAGAUAUCCCGAUUGGUUACGUGGUCGGCCACUGCUGAUUUUGACGUCCGUCUUUGGUUCCCUAGGCGAUGCCUUAUUUGGCUAUGAUCAAGGUAUCAUGGCAGGUUUGCUUGUCAAUCCUGUGUGGAUUAGCACAUUAUUUAGUGACCACGGUGGAGCGGACGGUAGCACUGACAAUGUCGACACAACUCUAAUCGGUAUCACCGUUGCUUGUCUUCAGGUAGCCGCGGCUCUGACUGCCUUCGCAUCGGGACAUCUCUGUGACCUCCUCGGCCGUAAGCGAUGUGUCCGACUGGGAGGCUUCCUGUACUUGGGUACUGCCAUUAUACAGGCUUUCGCGCCCAGCCUGGCGUGUUUCAUCUGCGGUCGAACAUUGCAAGGUUUCGCUGUAGGCGUCUUGUCUAUGACUGUCCCGAUAAUUCAAACAGAAAUAGCACGGCCACAUCGACGAGGACUUAUGGUGGGAAUCGAAUACAGCUUGUUGAUCGCUAGCUACUCCCUGUCCUGCUGGGUGAACUACGGCUUCUACUUUCUCGUCCCCAGCGUCGAAUCGUGGCGUGGACCCUUUUAUAUCCAAAUGGGUUUGGCGGCCAUCCUGGUUUUCAUGUCCUUCAUCCUUCCCGAGACACCGCGAUGGCUUGCCAGUAAUGGAUUCCCCACAGAGUGUCUGCAAACUUUGGCGGAUUUACACGCCAACGGGAAUAAAGACGAUGCAGACGUCCAACACGUCUACAAUGAGAUUCAACAGGCAGUGGCAUAUGAGAAGGAGGUCAAACAAGAUUCGUGGAAGCACAUGUUUACACGAUACCGAAGACGCACACUCAUGGCCGUCACGGCCCAAAUGUUUGCACAGCUCAAUGGCAUCAACGUCAUAUCUUUUUAUCUACCUAGCACGCUCUCCAGUGCCGGUUUCGAUACCGCCAAAUCGCUGCUUUACACGGCAGCAAACUCACUCAUCUACAUUGCUGCCACCGUGCCGACCUGGUGGCUAGCCGACUCAUGGGGAAGAAAACCGCUUUUGAUAUACGGAGGCUGUGGCAUGGCAGCGUGCCUGGCGAUCAUGUGCGCCUUUACCCAAAGCGAGAACCUCGCGCCAUUGACUAGGGCUAACGGCAUGUUCUCUUUUGUUAUCCUUUACAACGCGAUAUACGGCGCCACGUGGGGUCCCAUGCCUUGGUUAUUACCAGCUGAAGUAUUCCCUCUCUCGGUGAGAAGCAAGGGUGUAGCUCUGGCUACAACGUCGAAUUGGCUCUUCAACUUUAUUAUCGGCAUGUCUUCUCCUUCGGCAUUUGCCGCUAUGAACGGUUAUUAUUACAUAUUAAUCCUUGGGUUCUGUUUGUUCUCUGCGGCUUUGGUUAAGUUUUUAUACGUGGAGACUGCGCAACAUACCUUGGAAGAAAUCGCAACGGCGUUUGGGGAUCGUGCUUUUUUGGACGAAAACAGGACACCGGGUGUGCCAGACGGGGUUGAGCUUGAUCACUGGGGCAUGUCGCAAAAGCAGCUUGAACUUCUACGGAAGCUUCGCGAUGAUGUAAAUUUCGUGAUCAGCGUUACUAUCUUCAGCGAGUGGCCCCGAUAUCUCGGACCGCGACCAAUUAAUCUGACUCCUGAUCAUCACCUCUCAUUCUACCGGGAGCAGCUGUGCACCGCUCGUAUUCUUAGUCCCGUGAGGAUUAAUGCACAGUCUGGGUCUUAA
Molecule: messenger RNA, 1818 nt
Organism: Neoarthrinium moseri
Lineage: Eukaryota; Fungi; Ascomycota; Sordariomycetes; Amphisphaeriales; Apiosporaceae
Exons: 9
Coding region: 1-1818 (605 amino acids)
Biological process (GO): carbohydrate transport; transmembrane transport
Cellular component (GO): membrane
Molecular function (GO): carbohydrate:proton symporter activity
Source: RefSeq, a predicted model, not a curated record